AUGAAGCCUCUCUUCUGUGCAUUCCUUCUUCUUUCCAUUUCUUCGCCAAGAUCUUGGACAGCAGAGGCACAUGGGUAUGCUACUCUAGUAGAAGGCCCAGCUUUACCCACACCAAUCGAGCCAGUCCCUCCCGAGGUGGUUGCACCCGAAACUGCUCCAGUGGCAGUUCCUGCCCCAGCUGUAGCACCUGCGGUAGCUCCGGCAGUAGCGCCAUCAGUUGUUGCUCCGGCCGCAGUCGCCGCUCCAGCUCCAGUUGCAGUUGCUGCUCCUGCUCCUGUUGUUGCUCCAGCUGCAGUUUCUGCUUCAGCUGAAGUUGCAGUCGCUGCUCCAGCUCCAGUUGCAGUUGCUGCUCCAGCUCCUGUUAUUGCUCCAGCCGCAGUUGCAGCUCCUGCUCCUAUUGUUGCUCCAGCCGCAGUUGCUGCUCCUGCUCCUGUUGUUGCUCCAGCCGCAGUUGCUGCUCCUGCUCCUGUUGUUGCUCCAGCCGCAGUUGCUGCUCCUGCUCCUGUUGUUGCUCCAGCCGCAGUUGCCGCUACAGCUCCACUUGUUGCCCCAGCUCCAAUAGUAGCACCAGCUCCAGUUGUAGCGGCACCGGCAGUUGUGGCUCCAGAGCCACUAGUAGCACCAGCAGCACCUGUAAUGACACACGUACCCGCCGUGGCACCUGCACCACUUUAUCCAUCAGUCCUUCCCUAUACGACGGUAAGAACUCUACUUGGUCACAUAAUAAUGCUGGAUACUGGCUUACAGUACUCUCAAAUCUAUAAUCCACGUACCGAAGUUCACAAUGCUGCCCGUUCCUACACUAGGGAAAGCGGACAUGCAUCGGACACAGCCAUGGUUUUCGGAGCUGGACACCACUUUCCAGGCAAUCUAGGUUUCCUGCCCGGCCCUGUGCUUGGCGAUGUUGUCUUCCCCGCACCGCUUAAAGCUCGUCUUCACCGUCAAAGAGCAGCAGCUAGGAAAACCGUACGAGCACUUAAGUCAUUCGAUAAGAAGAAGUUCUAA
This is a messenger RNA of Cylicocyclus nassatus, 1005 nucleotides long. The record is from the annotation of a GenBank genome assembly. NCBI's taxonomy places the organism in Eukaryota, Metazoa, Nematoda, Chromadorea, Rhabditida, Strongylidae.